AUGUUCAUUAAAAAAAAAUUAAAUUUAAAUGAACUUGAUUAUGAAAAUAUGGAAAUUCCUAACAAUACCUUGAAAGAGCCGAAUAUUUGUGAUAAUGAUCUUGGGUCAGAAGGUGAAAAAGACUUUGUAAUUAAAGUCUUACGCAAGCACGAAGCUACACUAACCUUAGAUGAAAAGAAAAAGUAG
This is a messenger RNA of Dentiscutata erythropus, 186 nucleotides long. NCBI's taxonomy places the organism in Eukaryota, Fungi, Glomeromycota, Glomeromycetes, Diversisporales, Gigasporaceae. The record is from the annotation of a GenBank genome assembly.